AUGACGGAAUACACUGCUGGGAAACGUGCCGACGCAACGGAAGAGUUCACACCACUAAAGAAGGAGGUGAGUGACAAACACGAGCCGAGUAGAAACCCAGAGGAAGUGAUAAACCCAGAGGAAGUGAUCAACCCAGAGGAAGUGAUCAACCCAGAGGAAGUGAUCAACCCAGAGGAAGUGAUAAACCCAGAGGAAGUGAUAAACCCAGAGGAAGUGAUAAACCCAGAGGAAGUGAUAAACCCAGAGGAAGUGAUAAACCCAGAGGAAGUGAUCAACCCAGAGGAAGUGAUCAACCCAGAGGAAGUGAUCAACCCAGAGGAAGUGAUAAACCCAGAGGAAGUGAUAAACCCAGAGGAAGUGAUAAACCCAGAGGAAGUGAUAAACCCAGAGGAAGUGAUAAACCCAGAGGAAGUGAUAAACCCAGAGGAAGUGAUAAACCCAGAGGAAGUGAUAAACCCAGAGGAAGUGAUAAAAAGAUAA
Messenger RNA from Procambarus clarkii (red swamp crayfish), 480 nucleotides. Lineage: Eukaryota; Metazoa; Arthropoda; Malacostraca; Decapoda; Cambaridae. The record is from RefSeq and is a predicted model, not a curated record.